Messenger RNA from Diachasmimorpha longicaudata, 1316 nucleotides. Its product is annotated as trypsin-like. Bases 36 to 893 code for a protein of 285 amino acids. The record is from RefSeq and is a predicted model, not a curated record. Gene Ontology annotation, molecular function: serine-type endopeptidase activity. Gene Ontology annotation, biological process: proteolysis. NCBI's taxonomy places the organism in Eukaryota, Metazoa, Arthropoda, Insecta, Hymenoptera, Braconidae. The transcript is spliced from 4 exons.
AUAUAAAACUGGCUUUUAGUAAUCCAUUAUUCAGUAUGUUGCCUAUCACACCGACCAACAUGUUUUUUGCAAAAUUGAAUACAAUUUUUCUGAUCUACAUCUGUUUUAUAUUCUCCGAUGCUGUUAAAGAUGCUGAGGCACAACGACCAGAAAGAAUGAUUAAUGCGGAAGACGCCCUAAUUGAAGAAUUUCCAUCAAAUGUCUUCGUCCAUUCCGCGUACAAGAUAAAUGGAUCCCCGAACGUGUACUUCUGUAGCGGAUCGCUCAUUACCCUAACUCAUGUACUGACUGCUGCACACUGUACCGUCUACUACAACAAAACAGUUAGGAUAUCCCCUUACUACGCGGGCCCGCACCAGAUCAGAGUCAGAGCAGGGGUUGCUAAUGUUCGUCAGCGUGGCAACGACUACUUUGUUAAACGAAUAUAUAGGCACGAAUACUACAGCAUUCAGAUAGAAUUAAAUCCAUACUCAAGUUUCGAUAUAGCCAUUCUCGAGUUAAACAAAGUUGUAGAGCUAGGGCCUACACAACAAAUUAUUAAGUUACCAUGCUUUUCCCCCGAGUUCGAUGACGAAGGUAUUCUGCUUGGAGCCGGACCCACAUCUUCAGAUCCCAAUUCACACGGAACGAUGAAAAAAGCCACGUUUAAGGUCGUACCGUGCACAAAUUGGCCAGAAGAAGAUGUAAUUUGUGUCCGGAAUGAAACCGUUAAUUCGACACAGGGUGACAGCGGUUCCGCUUUCAUAUUCAACGACAGACUUAGUGGAAUAAUGUCAGCAACACCAGACAACCGAGACUAUUAUAUUCUAACGGAUGUAUUUAAAUAUUUCAAUUGGAUUGUGAAUAUUGUUGGCGUGCCGGAGGAAUUCGAAGACGUACCUCGAGUGGGAUAGUGACAAGUGGGGUUGCAGGGAUAUCGAAUCGGCAGUCGUUCAUAGAAAUGAUUUUCUAUUGAUCAGCCUCUUGACUAGCCCUAUCAGGAAUCUCCACGACGUAAUCGACAAUUAUCAGCUCAUUAUUAUUCGGUGUUAAAUGAUUUACUCAAAUUUAUGCUGAGUAUCUUACUUUGUUCAAAUAUUUCUAAUCAGAAACGUGAUGAAUGAAUAAUUACGAUAUUGCUUUACAAAAUUUCAUGAUCUUUAUUGGAGUGAAACAGAUGGUCAUUAUAGAAUCAUUUAUUUGGUGGCGACUGCUUUCGGUUUUGGAAGUCCCUCCCUGACUCCAUUUCUACAAUGAUAAUAGUAACACAAUUAAUCUACUGUCUGAACUGAAAACGAAGAAGGGUGAUCGGAUUUGAUAAACAACAAGUUAAUGAA